This is a messenger RNA of Penicillium vulpinum, 1335 nucleotides long. RefSeq names its product NADH:flavin oxidoreductase/NADH oxidase family protein. The coding region runs from base 1 to 1335 and encodes 444 amino acids. The record is from RefSeq and is a predicted model, not a curated record. The transcript has a single exon. Gene Ontology annotation, molecular function: FMN binding; oxidoreductase activity. Lineage: Eukaryota; Fungi; Ascomycota; Eurotiomycetes; Eurotiales; Aspergillaceae.
AUGGCUACAAGGUUUCCCAGCGAAAAUGUCGAUGUAUCGCCUCUUGGGGCACCAUUGCAGUUCGAAUUUAGUCAGCGUAAAGCCUUUAAUCGCUUUCUGAAGGCUGCUUUGACAGAAAGAAUGGCCUCGUGGUCUCUAACUGAUAUUUCCGCUCGAGGUAUCCCCAGUCAAAAUCUCAUCAAUCUUUAUCGUCGGUGGGGAGAGGGCCAAUUUGGACUUAUUCUUACCGGUAACAUCAUGAUGGCAUACGAUCAACUUGAGGCACCUGGAAACAUGAUCAUUGAUCUUGAGAACCCAUUCGGUGGCGAACGAUUUGAAGCAUUCAAGCAACUAGCCACUGCCGCCAAGAAGCAUGGAAGUUUGAUCGUUGGUCAGGUCAGCCAUCCUGGUCGUCAGACAUUUGCACAGCUGCAAUCCAAUCCAGUUUCUGCUAGCGAUGUCCAGCUUGUCAUGCCAAGAAUGAGCGCAUUUGGGAAACCCCACGCAGCUAGCGAGGAAGAAAUUCAGGAUAUUAUCCGCCGCUUUGUUCACGUAGCCGUUUACCUGCAAAAGGCUGGGUAUGAUGGUAUUCAGCUGCAUUCCGCCCAUGGCUAUCUCCUCGCCCAAUUCUUGUCUCAGACAACGAACAAGAGGAUAGAUAAAUAUGGCGGGAGCUUGGCCAAUCGUGCACGGAUUAUUGUGGAAAUAGCCGACGCCAUUCGUCACGCACUCCCAGAGCCCGGAUUUAUCAUUGGAAUCAAGAUUAACUCGGUGGAAUUCCAAGAACAUGGAUUUACCCCCGAGGAGUCAAAGGAAUUGUGUGAGAUUCUAGACCGCACCAACUUUGACUUUGUUGAGUUGUCUGGUGGAACUUAUGAAGCUGGCGCCUUCGUACACAAGCGAGAGUCUUCAAAGAAACGAGAAUCGUUCUUCAUAGAAUUUGCAGACCUCAUCGCCCCUGCUCUCAGGCGCACUCGCAGCUAUGUGACAGGAGGAUUUUGCACAGCCUCUGGAAUGGUCCAGGCUCUGGAAACAGUUGAUGGCGUUGGUCUUGGCCGCUCCAUUACCCAGGACCCUCGCUUACCAAUGGAGCUGCUCGCUGGAACUGUACAGAGUGCAAUUAAGCAGAAGAUUGAUCACCAGGACUUUUCCAAGACAAGUCCUGCUGCUGGAGUACAAAUGCUGCAGAUUGCACAGGAUGAAGAACCGAUCGAUCUGAGCAAUGAUGCCAACAUGGAAAUUUUCAUGAGAAGCCUUGGGGAAUGGGCACAAGAGGUGCAGAAAGAUGGCGCUGCAAUGAAAAUGUACGGUUAUGCCCGGCUUCCCAAGGGUGAGCCAUUCCAAAGUCAUAUAUGA